Molecule: messenger RNA, 425 nt
Organism: Rubroshorea leprosula
Lineage: Eukaryota; Viridiplantae; Streptophyta; Magnoliopsida; Malvales; Dipterocarpaceae
Source: the annotation of a GenBank genome assembly
AACUUUUUCUUCUUUCUUCAUCAGUUCUCUGAAUUUCUUCUUCUUCUUCUCUUUACCAUCUCCUGUUUUCCUGUUAUGGGUAAGCAAAGUCGGUCUAAGAAGCCGGAAAAUUUUGGUCAUACUGUCUAUGGCGCAGCGGCUGUUAUUCCGGUGUCUGGUCCCCCUAAUCCUGUGCAAGAGCAUGGCAAUUUCUCUACUCCAGUAACAAGUCUGUCCACGAGGAAGAAACGGGGGUCAGAGGCUGCCAUGGAAGCCUCAGCAGCUGCAAAGAAAACUCGAUCCAAGACAACAUCAAUGAAGCUGACAAACCAAGGUUGCUUUCCCUUAUAGCUAUGCACUUGAAUUAUUAUCCCUUUCAUCCCUUAUACAUCCUUUUAACUCCAUUGUUCUUUUUUUGCAGGAACUGAUAAACAGACAAACGCUGA